Esox lucius (northern pike) is the source of this 4369-nucleotide messenger RNA. RefSeq names its product basement membrane-specific heparan sulfate proteoglycan core protein-like. Gene Ontology annotation, molecular function: transmembrane signaling receptor activity. NCBI's taxonomy places the organism in Eukaryota, Metazoa, Chordata, Actinopteri, Esociformes, Esocidae. The transcript is spliced from 19 exons. The record is from RefSeq and is a predicted model, not a curated record. Gene Ontology annotation, biological process: cell surface receptor signaling pathway. The coding region runs from base 132 to 2630 and encodes 832 amino acids.
UUUGGAAAGAAAAACAAAGUCAGUAUUGUCUGUGUGAUGGUGAAGAGGCGUGAUCUAACAAGACUCUCAUCAUAUAGGAAGUAAGUAGGUAAAACUGUUGUUCAGAGAGAGUUACUCGUCACCAAGACAGAAUGGUUCAUUCCUGGUUCUGUGUUCUACUCUUACUGAAUACCCUCAUCUACUGUGGUCACUCUCAAGAUCUGCCCAGGGCCUCAGUGAAGAUAGUCUCUCCCCAGGAGCCACUGUACACAGGAGACCGAGUCACUCUACAGUGUUACAUACCAGAAUACACAGACUGGACUUAUGUGUGGUACAAAGAUAAUGGACUCCUUCCCAGUGAGACCAGUAAAACCACCACCAUCAUUCUCCCUAACAAUGCUGGUCAGUACCAGUGUCAGGGGAAGAGGACAGAUCAGCCCCAGUCAUCAUAUAUUAGUCCUAAUCACUCCAUCAGUACUACUGCUCUACCAACAGCCUCAGUGAGUGUCUCUCCUCAUGGUCUCCUCUACUCUGGAGAGACUGUUACUCUGCAGUGUGACAUAUCAGACUACACAGACUGGACAUUCUGGUGGUACAGAAAUGAACAACUACAGAGUCCUGGUUCACCUUCUAAAACCAUCACCACUCUGUCUGACCAGGUGAGUCAGUACCAGUGUCAGGGGAGAAGAACAGAUCGUCCCCAGUCGUCACAACGCAGUGUUUCCCUCAAAAUCAGUGUCACUGCUAAUCAGCCAAAGGCCACCCUGAGUUCAGACCAAAAGGACAUAUUGACAGGAGACAAUGUGACACUGACCUGUACUGUAGAGUCUUCUGGAUGGAGGUUUUACUGGUACAGACACAGACAAGACUCUGAACCAGUAAACACAUCCUCUGGAUCCUCCUACACACUCAGCCAGGUCAGUGUCUCUGAUGGAGGACAGUACAGGUGUAGAGCUGGGAGAGGAGACCCUGUCUACUACACCCAGUACAGUGAACCAGUCCACAUACAGGUUACUGCUCUACCAACAGCCUCAGUGAGUGUCUCUCCUCAUGGUCUCCUCUACUCUGGGGAGACUGUUACUCUGCAGUGUGACAUUUUAAACUACACAGACUGGACAUACUGGUGGUACAGAAAGGAUAAACUACAGAGUCCUGGUUCACCUUCUACAACCAUCAGCACUCUGUCUGACCAGGUGAGUCAGUACCAGUGUCAGGGGAGAAGAACAGAUCGUCCCCAGUCGUCACAACGCAGUGUUUUCCUCAAAAUCAGUGUCACUGCUAAUCAGCCAAAGGCCACCCUGAGUUCAGACCAAAAGGACAUAUUGACAGGAGACAAUGUGACACUGACCUGUACUGUAGAGUCUUCUGGAUGGAGGUUUUACUGGUACAGACACAGACAAGACUCUGAACCAGUAAACACAACCUCUGGAUCCUCCUACACACUCAGCCAGGUCAGUGUCUCUGAUGGAGGACAGUACAGGUGUAGAGCUGGGAGAGGAGACCCUGUCUACUACACCCAGUACAGUGAACCAGUCCACAUACAGGUUACUGAUCAAUCCAAGGCUGUCCUGAGUAUCUCUCCUCAGUGGAUGAACCCUGGAGACUCAGUGACUCUGAACUGUGAAGUUAAAGAGUCGUCUACAGGCUGGAGGUUCUCCUGGUACAAGACUGUUCCCUACAGAGCUGGGUUACCCUCUCUAUUGGACAAGUCCUACUCUGUAGAGCCCCUAUCUGGAUAUGGGACUACUGAAGAGUCUUACACUCUGAGUCCUGCUGGUCCUACUGACACAGGAGGAUAUGUGUGUAGAGCUGGGAGAGGAGACCCAGUCUAUUACACAGACUACAGUGAACCUCAGUUUCUCUGGUCAAGAGAUCUGCAGUCUUCAGUGUCUGUCAGAAUAAGUCCCAACAGAACUCAACACUUUACAUCAAAGUCUCUCUCACUGACCUGUGAUCUGAAGGGAAACUCUACUGGAUGGAGACUGAUGAGAUACACAGAGACAGGAGUGGAGUCAGGGUGUUCCCCUAACUGGGGAUCAAUAACAGGGUCCACAUGUACCAUCACCUCCACAGACACAGGGGACAGUGGAGUGUACUGGUGUGAGUCUGGAUCAGGACAGUACAGUAAUGCUGUCAACAUCACAGUGUCUGUUCCUGUAUCCUCUACAUCAGUCCUAGUAGGAGUGGUUGUGGGUCCGGUUGUUGCUGUUGUUCUACUGACCAUCUUCUUGGUCCUGCUGUGUCGAGGUUCCUGUGGUAACAGAAUAUUCCGGCCCAUCCAUCCCCAGAGCACCAACCAGGACCCCCAACAGGUCCAAGGAUCUACCCAGGAUCAGUCUCCUGAUGCUGGGUAUACAGGAAAUUCAAACAUCUACCAUCUGAUCCAUCACCCAGACAACAAUGAUAAUGAUUCUGCUGGUGUUUCUGCUGCUGAUGGGUCAGGUGGUGUGAAGUAUGACAAGAUUCAACUAAAGAAGUUGGACAAGAAAAAGAGAGAAAAGCCAGCUGAUCCAAAUAAAAAUACAGUCUACUCUGAGAUGAAGACAGUGAAAACUACAGCAUCGUCUGGGCCAGUUGAUGUAACCUAUUCUGAGAUUGACCUAAAAACAAUGAAUCCCUGCCAGAGUCAGAAUCAGUCUAUUCUCCAAUAAAGACAUUCCCAGACCACAGUAAGACUAGAUCACAUCUAUUAAAGGGUCCUUGAGGGAGAUGAACACAAUCAGUUGAGGAACAGGAACAACCUGGGAACAUGGAUGUGGUUUUUGUACCCACACUCUCCCUGUAACCACAGAAAUGUGACACACAUCACACACCCAGUCACAUAUGGACCACACACACAAUAAUGCCUUACACAUGAAGGAUUUCUAUCAUAAUAAGCUAUCAACUGAUACAAUUUUUUUAUUAUUCUACUUGUAGCUAGAGACUGUUUUUUUAUUGGUUAUUGUACAGUAGUUUUGUAAAUCAGAAUCAGAAAUCAGGUCAGAAGUAUGACCAGAUGGACAAGGACAGGGACAAUCUGGGAGGGGUCAGCAGAGUGGCAGCUGGAAUCAUCAGGUAUCUUCUUGAUCUGCAACACAACCAGGAAGAUUUAGGACAGGAACAACAACAAGUCUUUUUAGCCUGGUACUCUGGAGGUGUGGGCCAAGACCUCAUGUCCUCCUAAGUUUAAAUGGAGCAAGAGACAAAUUUGGAAAGCACAAGGAUUUACAGUGGAGAAGGAGAACUGACCCUACUCCCUCUGAACAAUAAUAUAGCAACAUAAAACCAUGGGGCUGAGACUGGGGUGUCCAGUGACACUGUAUUAUAUGGUAUACCAAAUGUUUUGAUGUCAUAGCCUGUCAUUUCACAAUGUCGUUGCUUUGUUUUUUUAAUAAUAUUUGUUUUCAACCACCAGAUGGCAUGGCUGCCUACCUGUGUACACUGGAAUCAGAGGUUCCCAAACUAGGGGUUGUGUGGGGUCACCUGAUAUGAAAAUUGUAAUGGACUCUCAUAGCCUCAAAUAAAAUAAUAACGAUUAUAUGAAUUUUCUUCACGUGUUUGGGGUCGCAAGAAUUUUUAGAUAUCGAAAUGGGGUCGUCGGCCAAAAAGGUUUGGGAACCCCUGACCUUAAUUAAAGUGACAAUCUGUGAAGUGUGAUGGCAAUUACACUGAAUAGAACCCUUUAGGAAGUAGGUACAGAGGAAAAAGUCCCUUGGCACAAUGUACGGUUUUAGUAAGCAUUCAAGGAGAAAGGAAUCAUAGUUUAAGGUAAACCAUGAGACAUCUCUGAAGAAGUUGGAAAUACAUUCAAUACUUAUAACAGAACUGGUGGGGGUAAGAGUUUGUCCUCUUGUGAAAACAACAUAUGUUCCUUAUCCCUUCCUACUUCCUGUUGUGUGUUUUCCUCUGUCCUGUCCUAAAACACAUUGAUCUGUCCUGACCCCCACUCUUACAAAUGGUUUACAUCAACAUCAACACCUCUGUCAUUCCUCUUCUUGUCUAAACACACUAAGUACUUCAAUGCAACAGAAAUGCAAUCCAACAGUAAUGUUUUGGUACCCUUCCUCACAUCUGUGUCUGGACACAACCCGGUAUCAAACUCAUCUGACAUUUCCUUCAACUUCAUGGCUUGGUAUUCACUCUGACAUGUGAGGUAGUGAGGGGUAAAUGGGAGAGUGGUUGGAGUUGGGUUAUUGUAGUGAGGGGUAAAUGGGAGAGUGGUUGGAGUUGGGUUAGUGUAGUGAGGGGUAAAUGGGAGAGUGGUUGGAGUUGGGUUAGUGUAGUGAGGAAUAAAUGGGAGAGUGGUUGGAGUUGGGUUAGUGUAGUGAGAGGUAAAUGGGAGAGUGGUUGGAGUUGGGUUAGUGUAGUGAGGGGUAAAUGGGAGAGUGGUUGGAGUUGGGUUAGUGUAGUG